AUGCUGGAACUAAUCCAUGCCUUCCUCAACCUUACAGCUCCCCCAUUCACCUACUUCUCUCUCAUGCUUUUCCUCCCACCUUUCCAAAUCUUCAAGUUCUUCCUCUCCCUCUUAGGCGCCCUUUUCAGCGAAGACAUCUCCGGCAAGGUCGUCGUCAUCACCGGCGCCUCCUCCGGCAUCGGCGAAAGCCUUGCAUGCGAGUAUGCGAAAAGAGGGGCGUGCUUAGUUCUCGCGGCGAGGAGAGAGAGAAGCCUCCAGGAAGUGGCAGAUACGGCGCGGUAUCUGGGAUCACCGGAGGUCAUCGUUGUUCGCGCCGAUGUAUCCAAGGUCGAUGACUGCAGGAGGGUCGUCGAUCAAACCAUGAGUCAUUUUGGAAGAUUGGAUCAUCUGGUUAAUAAUGCUGGAGUUAUGUCGGUUGCGCUGCUGGAAGAAGUCGAUGAUGUUACUGAUUUCAGAGCAAUUAUGGAUGUGAACUUCUGGGGAUCAGUGUACAUGACUCGAUUUGCUGCCCCUUACUUGAGGCACAGCAGAGGCCGAGUCGUUGUGAUGUCCUCUUCUGCGUCGUGGCUGCCUGCGCCCAGAAUGAGUUUCUACAAUGCGAGCAAAGCCGCAAUGUCACAAUUCUUCGAGACGCUGCGGGUGGAAUUCGGGCCGGACAUAGGAAUAACCCUUGUUACGCCAGGAUUCAUAGAAUCCGAACUCACACAGGGAAAAUUCUUGACCAAGGGUGGUAGGCUCGAAGUUGAUCAGGACAUGAGAGAUGUGCAAGUGAGCAUGAUUCCGAUAGAGAGGGCGGAUAAGUGUGCCAAGUCGAUCGUGAGGAGUGCAGUGCGGGGGGAGAGAUAUCUGACUGAGCCGAGAUGGUUCAGGAUGAGUUACCUGAUGAAGGUAUUCUGCCCGGAGGUGUUGGAGUGGAUGUACAGAGUGUUGUACAUUGCCAGCCCCUCGUCGGAGGCGCUCAGCAAAAAGAUGGUGGACUAUACCGGAGCUAAGACUCUGCUCUAUCCGGGAGUCGGUUCACGUGGCUGA
Messenger RNA from Salvia splendens (bonfire salvia), 1029 nucleotides. RefSeq names its product 11-beta-hydroxysteroid dehydrogenase A. Gene Ontology annotation, molecular function: 17-beta-hydroxysteroid dehydrogenase (NADP+) activity. The record is from RefSeq and is a predicted model, not a curated record. The transcript is spliced from 6 exons. Bases 1 to 1029 code for a protein of 342 amino acids. Gene Ontology annotation, cellular component: cytosol. Gene Ontology annotation, biological process: steroid metabolic process. NCBI's taxonomy places the organism in Eukaryota, Viridiplantae, Streptophyta, Magnoliopsida, Lamiales, Lamiaceae.